Messenger RNA from Penicillium diatomitis, 1644 nucleotides. RefSeq lists its product as uncharacterized. The record is from RefSeq and is a predicted model, not a curated record. The coding region runs from base 1 to 1644 and encodes 547 amino acids. NCBI's taxonomy places the organism in Eukaryota, Fungi, Ascomycota, Eurotiomycetes, Eurotiales, Aspergillaceae. The transcript has 5 exons.
AUGCAGUACUGUAGCAAGGAAUGCCAAGUUGCCCACCGGCCUUACCACAAGGAAGAGUGCAGAAGCAAAGUGGGCCAAGACUAUUGGCAGCCUCUUUGGGUUCAACAAGGGCGAAUCCCUGCAUUCGUUUAUGAGGACAAGGAAUCAAAUGGGCCUUGGGGGGUGCAGAGGAAUGUAUGGCCUCGACAUCCAGCCUUUGACAUCCUCAAGCUCGCCGAGAAUGAAGGACAAGAUCACCCAGAAGAUCUCAAUUUACUGUUUGCAGCCUGCGGUGAUCUUGGCAACGUUGUCCAAACCGUCGUAAAUCUCCCAGACGAAUGGAACCACCGCCUCCAGCUUACAGUAAAUGAUGGUGAUGCAGAAAUUAUCGUACGCAGCGUGAUUCUGCUGCUCAUCGCCGUUUUUGUUGAUGACAUUGACCAGGCAAUCGAAUGCAUGAUUCACGUCUGGUAUUCGGCCUUCAUCAGAGAGUCCGACAGUGAGCUGCUUCAAUCACUAAUCAAGCCCAUGAUUGACCGCGUCUGCAAUACUAUCAAGGACAAAGACCCGGAGAGUCUACGUGCCAAGACUUGGACUCGGGGCAAUCGUUCGAUCAAAGUUGUCCUCAAACAGAGAACCUGGAUGACAUUGCCUCGUAUGCUGGACCGAGUCAGGCAGAUCAAACCAAUAGAGGCCUUUGCAUCUCGUCGUGCAACUGUCCUUUGUCGGUAUCGCUGGGACCAUCGUGAUGGUUUUAUGAUGAAAUUGCCGCCAAAACAGCGAACAGCUCACCUCAGAUAUCUUCUGCAUGGCCUGUUGCUGCCAUUUGGACAUAAUCGAGUCGAAUUUGUAGUGCCAAAUCCUUUUCUGUACCGCAUGCCUGCUCAAUGGCAGGGUAAUGAUGCGGUCAAUCCAGUCUUCGCAUGGCCGUUGCAUGACGUUCUCGAAGCUCCCGGCGCUGCCUCUGAGAACGAUGUUUACGGGAAAUUAUUCAACUACCUCUAUGACCAUCUUCGAGCCUUCAUUGAUCGGAUCAACAAAUCGCCAACGUUCUUUUGCCUGCUUCAAGUCAAUCCCUUCGAACUCGAUAAAUGUCUGCCGCAUGGAUCCUAUGACCGAAUCGACGCAACUGCUAUCACUGACAAACAUCGCGGGUUUCCUAUUCACGCCCUCGAAACCUUGAUGCCGAUCUUGAAGAACAACAAGCAGAACCCUCACGCGACGAUGAUUCAAUUCUUCGAAACAGCAGUCGAAUCCCGCCUUCCGAAAAGUGGCGAAUUGUCAAAAUUGGAUCAAGAUUCGGCAGAACUGAAACAUGUGAAGAAAAUUAUUGCGGUAACUCCUAGUUCUUCAUCCAUUUGUUCUUGGAGCCCGGAGGUCCUGAUCUAUCCUCCCUUGAUUGACCUGUAUGCUUCCCACUGGGAAGUCUUUGACCAAUAUCUCGCAAAUGAGAAGUUUAAUGAACGCGUCCGACCAGGGACGGUCAUGAAACAAGUCAACACCAUUGUUCCUAAGUUCCGAUACCAAUUGAAGUUCCAAGAGCCUCUCGAUGCCGAAUAUCGGAGGACGGUGUGGCGCCGUUUCAGAGAGCCCGUGGACGGCAAGUCCGUCUACCUAGAAUGGCAGAAGGAGGACGAGGAAGAGAAAGUCAAGGCCGAGAGAUAG